Molecule: messenger RNA, 2307 nt
Organism: Coniosporium apollinis CBS 100218
Lineage: Eukaryota; Fungi; Ascomycota; Dothideomycetes
Exons: 3
Coding region: 1-2307 (768 amino acids)
Biological process (GO): actin cytoskeleton organization
Molecular function (GO): actin binding
Source: RefSeq, a predicted model, not a curated record
AUGGCUGAAGUACUCACCCCAAUCAUCCCACAGACCAGCACGAUCACGAUGCUGCACACAUCUCCAGACCCUUUCCAAACCAGUUCCUCGCCACAGGGCCAUCACCAGUCCUCACGAGCGUCGCAGAUGUCUCGAAGCCAUAUCUAUAACACACAGAGCGGAGCGAUGGGAAGCUAUCGCCCGACGGCUGCAGCUCCAGUCGCAACCUAUGCCUUCCAGACUACGCCUCACUUACGGCAGGACAAUCGGACUACGUCUGCUCCUGCGCAUCCCUACGCGCAGCAAAAUGGCCCAACGCUCUCUCAUAGGCCGGGUCAGCCGUCGUCUUCGUCGAAUUCGACGAACUCAUCUUCGUCCUCUUCCAACAAGUCGUUAGGCCGCAAUGUUGUUUCCAAAGACGAUUCCGUGCUCUCAUCGCACCAGAGAUCCUAUGCCGGAGCGGAGAACCGACCACUCUCAACAGUCAGCCUUUCGACGUCUGUGCCGGAUCUAUCGCUCUCGACAUUUGAUCUGCCUUCGAAGCCAUCGCCUGACCGCUACCGGCGAGUUCCGCGCCGUUCUGACAGCUCUCCUACGCUACAGCAGCAUGAGCAGUUUCAGAGUGGUCGUUCUGCUGUGCCUUCUGGCUCAGGGAUGGCCACCGUAGCUCAUCUAUACCAAGGUGCUGUGCCGAUCAAUACUGCAAACCGUCCCUCACAUCAGAGGACAGGCAGCGCGGAUGAAACGCAAGCGUCUCGGGCGUCCGAACAGGCGAAGAGAUACCGAAGACGCAGCAUGACUGGCAUCGAGUCCGGGGAUGCUAGUAGUGGUGCAGUGACCACGAACACAAGUUCCGGGACUGCUUGGCGUUCGCCUUCACCGAGUGGGCAAAACAUGCAAGCAAAUAAACCGUCUACGCCUGCAAACAGACCGGUCUCUCACCAUCCCCACACAAGCAGUGGAGACGCCAGACCUUCCACUGCUGCAGCAAGACCCGCAUCUUCUCGCCAAAGCUCCAGUGGCAGUAUCACGCAGCAAGCCAUGGCUGCUGGCAAACCGGAGCUGAAAAUUGUCAACAUUCCAGCGCGCGGCUCUUCCGAGGCCAGCAAACGUCCGGUUGCGCCCUCGCCCCUUUCUAGACCAGUGGUAGGCACGGAACCCGAACGUGCUCAGCCGAUACUCUCACGGCUUAGAACUGAGGCAACCUCGGAAAUCGCGCCAAGUCCAGCAGCACAGCAUCUUGCAGCAGUGAACGACAAGGACACGAAAGAAGGCAUGAAGUCGAGGUUAAGGAGAGCGUUUUCCUUUGGCAGCGCCGCCGAGCUUCGGAAGGCGUCAGCCGAGAACAGCUUCUCAGCAGAACGCGCAAGGCUCAGGAAGGAGAAGUAUCAACAUGAGCGCGAAGCCGAGCAGGAAGCUAUUGCGGCCAAGCAGGAGGCUGGCGGCAUCGGUGCUGGGAUAUACUCGGGCCAAGGUAACUAUUUUGGUGGAUCAACCGACAACUUAUCCAUACAAUCCACUGCUUCUUCCGCUUCUAUAAUGCUGCGCAAGAUGGGCCAGGGUAUGAAGAAGUCAUCACGGUCGCUGAAAGGCCUGUUCAGACCCAAAUCGGUCAUUGGUGUUCCUGCUGCCGAUGGUCCCGUGACGCGACCAAGCGCAGCCGAGGUGUCCAUAGUCACAGUGGAAGCUGAAAGGGAGAAGGUCAACGUCAACAUCGAUCCCCAUGAUCAAGCGGGCGGAGGGACUGGUUUCCCCAGGCUCGAGAGGAACUCUUUGGACGCCAACAGUGUGGCUAGCCGAGAGGUUCCGGGCUUGUCGACUGGCCCUCCCUCGGAUACGUGGUCACGAAAGAGCAUUGUUGGUGGAGAAAGGGAACGCGCAGAGGUACUAGCAGCGGUUAAGAAGGGCAUACUGAAGCGAUCCGCAACCAGCUCCGGUAGUUCAUCGCCUGUUGUGCGGCCGGCCGACAACAGUCUCCCAACAAUGCAGAUCACCGACACACCCAACUCGAGCUCGCCCGCUACACCUGUUGAUGACCAGCCGGCGCCUCUCACUCAAGACUACUUCGUGGGCGCGCAGCGUUUCGCUACCACGAGUUCGAGGUCGCUGCCGAACACUCCCCAUGGCGGCCCCCGCAACAUUAGCUUCAGCCCCAGGAUCCAGUUUCAUGACGCCUGGUCUGCCACUGAGUACGAUAGGCGAGGAGACAUUGCCACCUGCAACCGGUUGACGCCCAUGCUGGCUCAGCAGAUCAAGGAGGAGCUCAACUCCUUCAAGAUGGAGAUGGAAGUUCACGAGCUAUCGAAGCCACACACGCACUUCUUCUAA